Molecule: messenger RNA, 480 nt
Organism: Protomyces lactucae-debilis
Lineage: Eukaryota; Fungi; Ascomycota; Taphrinomycetes; Taphrinales; Protomycetaceae
Product: acyl-CoA N-acyltransferase
Exons: 1
Coding region: 1-480 (159 amino acids)
Biological process (GO): mitotic sister chromatid cohesion
Cellular component (GO): NatA complex
Molecular function (GO): acyltransferase activity, transferring groups other than amino-acyl groups
Source: RefSeq, a predicted model, not a curated record
AUGCCAGCUCCGCGGCGCCUUGCAGUCGAUGAUCUCACCCACAACCACAUUGGCACCUUCAAGAAACUGCACCAGGUCAUCUUUCCUCAAGAGUUUGCGCCUUCCUUUUACAAGGACGCUCUCAAUCCGGUCCUGACGCUAUCGAAGCUCGCUUACUUCAACGACAUACCGGUUGGUUGUUUCUCAGUGCGCAUCACACCAGAAAAGAAUGGGCCGCGCUUCUAUAUACAGACACUCGGUGUUCUCGCGCCGUAUCGCCGUUGUGGACUUGGCGAAAAGAUGUUGCGUUAUAUAGAGGAUGCCGUCAGGGAAGCCAAGGGCAAGGACGUAUCGCUGCAUGUCAAGGAAGACAACGAAGAGGCAAGAGCGUGGUAUAAGAAGCUGGGCUAUGGCGACGAAAGACUCGAGGAGAACUACUACAAGAAGCCAGUGACACCAUCAGGCGCCUACUUGCUUCGGAAAGAGAUGCAAGCCCGGUGA